Molecule: messenger RNA, 945 nt
Organism: Emiliania huxleyi CCMP1516
Lineage: Eukaryota; Haptophyta; Isochrysidales; Noelaerhabdaceae
Exons: 4
Coding region: 1-945 (314 amino acids)
Biological process (GO): pseudouridine synthesis
Molecular function (GO): RNA binding; pseudouridine synthase activity
Source: RefSeq, a predicted model, not a curated record
AUGUCGACGCUCGUAGCAGACGCCGAUCCAGCGGCGGUGCAGUCGGUGACGACGGCUGGAAUCCGCGUCGUCGCGCCGCGGUGGGUGGGUGUGUCGCUGCCGAUCGGCCGCAAGCUCUUCUCUGGCGGGAAGCUGCCGCAGGGAGAAGUGGACGUGACCAUCGGGCGCGGGUUGCUCUUGCUCGGCUCCUUUGAGGAUGCGAGGGGCGCGGACGCUGGCGUCCACAGGAGGAUUGCGCUGCCAUCGUACCAGUGGUGGAUCCAUCAGCUGGAGUCGGGCCGGCUCCCUGGCGUCGCCGCAAGCGACAAGGUCGGCCCCGACACGGUGCUUGUCGGCCGCUUCCACUACCACGAGCAAUCGAUCGCGGCACAGCCGCCUCUCGAGAUCGUGUUCGAGGACGAGCAUUUUGUCGUAGUCAACAAGCCCGCCGGCGUCGAUGUGCUCGCCAACCCGGACGCAGGGCGCGUGGCCAACUCGCUGACCGGGCUGCUCGCCGAGCACUUCUGCGCAGGCGGCGGCGGCGCAGCCUCCCCGCUGCCGCCGCUUCCGAAGCCGGCUCACCGGCUCGAUGCGCCGGUGUCGGGUCUCGUGUGCUGCGGCCGCACCAGCGCCGACGUGAGGCGGCUGCAGCGGCAUAUCGCGGCGCGACGGGUGGAGAAGCGGUAUCUGGCGCGCGUGCGCUGCGUAGGGGGCAGAGCCGCGUUCCCGCCGCUGCCUCUGACGAUCGACGCCCCGCUCGCGUUUGAUAGCGGCCGGUGCCUCGGCGCGGUCGUCGGGAUAGGCGAGGGGAAGGAGGCGACGACCGUCGUCGAGGAGUGCUGGGGGUACGCGUUCCCGGAGCUCGGGCUGAGGACGGCGACGGCGCUGAGUGUGACCAGCAUGGCGCUGGGCGAGCUUCCGCGCGCGGAGUUGCUGCGGGAGCCGACAGACAACCCGGAGAGGUAG